This is a messenger RNA of Penicillium canescens, 2457 nucleotides long. RefSeq lists its product as uncharacterized. NCBI's taxonomy places the organism in Eukaryota, Fungi, Ascomycota, Eurotiomycetes, Eurotiales, Aspergillaceae. The record is from RefSeq and is a predicted model, not a curated record. The coding region runs from base 1 to 2457 and encodes 818 amino acids. The transcript has 4 exons.
AUGACAGCAGUUCCUUCUGUACCAUUCCCCGCCAUGGAAUUUCCCGCUGUGGAAGACUCUAUGGAGAUGGCCUCGCCCUACCAGGGGCAGGUCGACGAUUUUGACAUCGACAUCGAUUUCAUGGAGGACCAUGAAAAAGUCUCCAAUAUGGACAGUGAUAUGAUGGGUGCCGAGGAAUACACCAACGCAUCCCAGCCUACCGAGUUCAACGAGACGAUACACGAUGCCGACAUGGCCGAUGAGCCCUCCGAGGGGUCGAUGGUCGAUGCCGACUACGUCGACCAAGACAACGAUAUUGAUGUGAAUUUUGGGGAGGAGACGUACGAAGCUGAGAUGAUUGAAGACGAUCAAGUCGAAGACGUUGAUAUUCCAGUCCCUACUAUUCAGUUAGAAACCACGACCGCCAAUGAAGACACCAGCAAGCCCAACGAGGUAAAUGAAAGAGUCUCAGUCAUGGCCGAGCAACCUACACUGGAAGUACAGGAAACCCCGAGUGCCCCUGCCGAAUCUCAACACGAUCAAGUUGAGCCUCAGAUACCUGAGACUCAGGUCCCUAGCACCGAAGCCGUGCCCACCAAGGAUGACGGCCUUGCCCAGAACCCGACCGAAAAUGUCACUACGACCGAAAAUGUCACUACGACCGAAAACACCGACGAUCACGAAAACGCCGAUCUUGGCCAAGAGGUGAAUGAGGCAGCAACCACUUCUGUCUCAGCGACCGAUAAGAAUCUUGAGGCAACUGAAGGCCUCGAGACCACUCAAGUCCAGGCUUCUCUUGAAGAGCCCCAAGCUGCUACCGCCGCAACCGCCGCAACCGCCGCAACCGAGCAUGCUGAGACACAGCCUUCGCAUGAAGGAGAGGACCACGCUGAGCAUGGAGAUGAAUCUUUACAUCCGGUGAAAAUCUAUUAUCAGGACAAUGAAAUUGCUCUCUUCCCCCUCUGGAGGGUGAUUCAGCAGAGACAUUCUUCCUUCACGAUGAAGAUGUGGCCUAUGAAAACAUUGGCUCUGCGCCUGGUGCUCCAGGGUAAUGUGGCGGACAAUGAGGUCCUCAUUAUUGAUAUCGACGUGCUUGGUAUCCAAAUGACAGAGGACUCUUUCCACGCAUCCCAGGUUACUUUGCACCAGGUCGUGGACCUUUACCUUCGACUUUGUCAUAACGAUGGCACCACGGAUGCUGAAGCUCUCUAUCUAACACUAAGCAGCAAGCGCGCGUUCCCUGCUGAAAUCGCUGAUCUCCUCGACGCUGCAAAUGAAGGCAAGGGACUCUCCGGAAUUCACCCGUGGGCUGAUUAUGAUGAACAUGAGCCCGGUUCUGAAGAUGAUAUUGAAAUUCAUAAGACUGAGCAACAUGAGGAUGGAUCUUCCAGCGAAGAGGCUCAGCCAGAACAAUCAGACCGUGAAGCUAAGCUUGCUCUGUCCGGCGAAGAUCAGGCUCCUGCAGACGGCGUGGGUCAAACCCAGGAAGACCGCCCCGAUGAUGACCAGAGAAAGGAUUUGCCGCAGGAGGAUAUUGCAUCUGCCGCUUCCCAGAAAGAGACGCAAGCUACACCAGAGUCUGACGCUCUUCAAGGUUCCCCUGAAGGCAAAGAGACUGAUCAGUUUGACCACUAUGAGCACUUUGAAGGCGAACAUGUGCAAGAAGAUGGUCCCCACCAUGAUGAUAAAGCUGAGACUCACGAUGAUCGAAAUGAAGAUCACUACGAUUCGGAAGGCCAACAGAGCGAGUCUACGGCCACUGUGGCCCCGCUUUCUGGUGAGACUGAGAUCACAGAGCUGAUCGAGGAUGUCUCUGCAGAUGCUGCGGAAGCCAACCAUGACCAAAAUGGAGAUGAAAAUGAUGGGUUCGACGCCGACUACUAUAACAACGAGGACAAUGGUUUCGGUGAUGACCAACAGAACUUCCAGGAUGAAUCUGCCGGCGAGGAUAACGAUGCUGGUGCUCAACAACCUGCUGGUCAUGCACCCGGUCCUGAUGGAGAUGGAGAUGAAUUAGUCGUGUCGGCAGAUGCCUUCGACGACGAAGGCUCUCACACUUCUCAUGACCAAGCGGAACCGACCUUAAAUGGUGCGCCACAAGACGCAUCUGGCAAGGAGCAAACCCCUGAUCAUGUAGAUGAUUUGCUUGAGAUAGCUCCAGACGUGCUGCAAAGCCCUGCGAAGGAUACCGAGCACGAACCCCUUGAUCACAUUGAGAGCGUAGACUCCGGCGAGCUUGAGCACGAACUCGCUCACAAUGAAGGUGCCGACGAGCAACAUUUCAAUAAGGACAACUUUGGUGAACACGACCCCAAGUUGGAAGAAUCCGAGGCAGUCGUGCUGGCUGAGGCAGACCAUUCCCCUGCGGAUUCCGAACCCAGCGCGAACCUGUCUGCCAAACGGUCUCGCGAAGACGACGACGAUGAAUGGGAUCUCGUGGAAACCACCAUUGACACCAAGCGCCGCCGGUCGUCGUAA